AUGCCAGUUACGCUUGCAACUUGUAGCCUUAAUCAAUGGGCACUGGACUUUGAGGGCAAUCGAGACCGAAUUAUCGAAUCGAUCAGACUCGCCAAAGCUCAAGGCGCGGUAAUGCGCACGGGCCCUGAACUUGAAGUGACGGGCUACGGGUGUCUUGAUCAUUUCUUGGAGCAGGACACAUACUUCCAUUCGUGGCAGAUCAUGGGUGAGAUUCUUGUUCAUCCCGACUGCCAGGAUAUUUUGAUUGACGUUGGUAUGCCCAUUACGUACCGCAAUGUGCGAUACAAUUGUCGAGUGGUCGCAUACAACAAGGAGAUCUUGAUGAUCCGUCCCAAAAUGUGGCUUGCUAAUGAUGGCAACUACCGUGAAAUGCGUUAUUUUACGCCAUGGCCCCGCAGACUUCAAGUCAAGUUCAUUCUACCCGAGUUAAUCCAGCAGUUGACAGGGCAGGUAACCACCAAAAUGGGAAUCGCCAAAAUCGAGGUCGCCAACCACUUUUGCGUUGGUUUUGAGACGUGCGAAGAGCUAUUUACUCCACAGAGCCCUCAUCUCGAAAUGGCUUUGGAUGGUGUUGAUAUCAUUACGAACUCAUCUGGCUCACACCACGAACUCCGAAAACUUGACACUCGCUUGAACUUGAUUAUAGAGGCCACUCGUAAAUGUGGCGGUGUCUAUCUUUAUGCCAAUCAGCGCGGAUGUGAUGGAGACCGCUUGUAUUAUGACGGUAGUGCUAUGAUUGUUAUGAAUGGGCAGGUGCUUGCUCAAGGCUCCCAGUUUAGCCUGAAAGAUGUUGAGGUGAUCACUGCCACAGUAGAUUUAGAGCAGGUCAAGUCCUACAGAUCGUCACCGUCAUUUGGAAUGCAGUGCUCUUUAAGUACUGAAUUGGAAACUGUUGAGGCAGAAAAACUGUUGACUGACCUCAAAGCUAAGCAAAUUGACCGCCUUGAUACACCAACAACACAGGCAAGACCUGUUCAUCUUCACACCCCUGAAGAAGAAAUUGCUUUAGGACCUGCAUGCUGGCUUUGGGACUACUUGAGACGCUGUAGAGCUGCCGGAUACUUUGUUCCCCUCAGCGGUGGUAUCGAUAGCUGCGCAACAGCGGUGAUCGUCUACUCAAUGUGCCGCUUAGUUGUCAAGGAGGCCGCCGAAGGAAAUAAGCAAGUUAUCGAGAAUGCACGUCGUUUGGCCCAAAAAGAGGAGCCUUGGAUUCCUACCGACCCCAAGGAAUUUUGUGGUAUGAUUUUCCACACUUGUUACAUGGGCACCGUCAACUCCUCACAAGAAACCCAGGAACGUGCUAAGGCACUAGCUCAAGAUAUUGGUGCAUAUCAUACGAAUAUGAUGAUUGAUCUUGCUGUAAAAGCCAUCAUUCAGGUGUUUGUUUUUGUCACAAACAAAACACCUAAAUUCAGAGUGCAUGGUGGAUCAGAUCGGGAAAACCUAGCAUUGCAAAACAUUCAGGCUCGUCUACGUAUGGUAUUUGCCUACUUGUUUGCUCAAUUGCUCCCCUGGGUUAGAGGGAUUCCUGGCAGUCUAUUAGUGCUCGGUUCUGCUAACGUUGAUGAGUCGCUGCGCGGCUACCUUACAAAAUAUGAUUGUUCUUCAGCCGAUGUGAAUCCAAUUGGAGGUAUUUCGAAAACAGAUCUCCGUAAAUUCAUUGGUUGGGCGGGCACUGAAUUCGAAAUGCCAAUUUUGCAAACAUUUAUUGAUGCCACCCCCACUGCUGAACUCGAACCCAUUACUGAGACCUACGUCCAAAGUGAUGAAGCAGAUAUGGGAAUGACAUAUGAGGAGUUGAGUGUAUUUGGACGUUUGCGAAAGAUCCAAAAGUUUGGACCGUACUCUACGUUUGUCCAUUUAUGCCACGAAUGGAAACAUUUGGCACCCAAAGUUGUGGCCGAAAAGGUCAAGAGGUUUUUCUACUUCUAUGCCAUCAAUCGCCAUAAAAUGACCGUCAUCACCCCAGCUUAUCAUGCUGAACAGUACUCUCCGGACGACAAUCGCUUCGAUCUCCGCCCGUUCCUUAUCAGGCCGUUUUCUUGGGCGUUUGCACAGAUUGACCAAGUAGUUGAGAAACGUAAAACAGAUUAA
Wickerhamiella sorbophila is the source of this 2094-nucleotide messenger RNA. RefSeq names its product Glutamine-dependent NAD(+) synthetase. Gene Ontology annotation, biological process: NAD+ biosynthetic process. NCBI's taxonomy places the organism in Eukaryota, Fungi, Ascomycota, Dipodascomycetes, Dipodascales, Trichomonascaceae. Gene Ontology annotation, cellular component: cytoplasm. Gene Ontology annotation, molecular function: glutaminase activity; ATP binding; NAD+ synthase (glutamine-hydrolyzing) activity. The coding region runs from base 1 to 2094 and encodes 697 amino acids. The transcript has a single exon. The record is from RefSeq and is a predicted model, not a curated record.